Molecule: messenger RNA, 674 nt
Organism: Protopolystoma xenopodis
Lineage: Eukaryota; Metazoa; Platyhelminthes; Monogenea; Polystomatidea; Polystomatidae
Source: the annotation of a GenBank genome assembly
AAUUAUUUGCGGAACUGUGCAUUGACAAUCUGGUUGAUACGCAUUUCUCCCCAUCACCGAACCCUGCAUCCUCAUCCGGCUCCUCUGAGUCUUCAGGGGCCCCCAAGAAUCCCACUGCAUGUCCCGUGCUUGAGGCCACAUUACCUCGUGGGAUCGCCUAUCAUCAUAGUGGCCUAACACAGGAGGAGCGCCGCCUAAUCGAGGAAGCAUAUUGCGAAGGUAUUGUUAGGGUGCUCUGCUGCACCUCGACUCUUGCUGCUGGCGUAAACCUGCCUGCCAGACGUGUUAUCCUGAGACGACCUUAUGUAGGUUCACAGUUCCUCACAUGGAGCCAGUAUAAACAAAUGACUGGUCGUGCUGGUCGCGCAGGGCUAGACAUUCACGGAGAAGCAAUCACCAUCCUUCAGUCCGAUGAUCGCCUUCAAUUCGCCCGUCUACUUUCGCGAACUGUGCCUCCAUCUACUGAUAAGCCCUCAUCGUCUUCGCUCCCGGCGACAGCAAUGCUAAUAAAGUGUGACAGACAGACUCCAGUUUCUACUCCUCAGUUUCUGACCUCUAAAACUACCAUUGGAGAUGUCUGCUAUAGCAGUCUUAAUUUCGAGAAUGGCAAGGGCAUUCGGCAGCUUGUUCUUUCCCUUAUAGGUCUUGAGGUGUGUCUAGUUAACUCUACUUAA